UGGAGAGCGAGCGAGCGAACCAGCAGACACUGCGCCUCUUACUUGUGAAUGGGACUCGUCUGCUCGCCUUUCUCCAGAGGUGAUCCGGAGAGAAUCCGGGGCCGCCAGAUUUCCAGAAAGUCUUGGAUGAUUAAAUACGUAUCUGUGCAUAAACACAAGCUUUACUGGAACUGUUAAUUUGCUCAAAUGGAUGGAAUAUGGUACUUUAACUGGCAACAGGCUUCCAAAGGUUGAAGGAAACCGUUUGGAGUCGAUAAGCAGAGUUACAGUGAUGGACUUAAGGAACAUUGACAUCUCGGUUACAGAAAACUUGUGAACUUUCCAGAGGAUUAUAGUAUUCCUGUUCACUUUUGUGGUGAUCCUUUGAGAAGAAAGGGGAAAAUUUGGGGAGUACUCUGGUGCCUAUACAUAAACCAAAAAUGAAGGAAGAUCAUUGUUUACAUGCUGCCCUUCUGUGUCUGGGAAUGCUGUGCUGCAGCUUUGUUAUGGCGACAGACAAACUGAACCACUCAAGGCCAUCACUGCAUGGUCAUCACGAGAAAGGGAAGGAAGGGCAAGUUCUCCAGAGGUCAAAAAGAGGAUGGGUAUGGAACCAGUUCUUUGUAAUAGAAGAAUAUACUGGACCGGAUCCUGUACUAGUAGGCCGACUUCAUUCAGAUAUUGAUUCUGGUGAUGGGAACAUCAAAUACAUUCUCUCAGGUGAAGGAGCGGGCAUUAUUUUUGUUAUAGAUGACAAAUCAGGGAACAUCCACGCAACAAAGACACUGGAUCGAGAAGAAAGAGCUCAAUACACAUUAACUGCCCAAGCUGUGGAUCGAAAUACAAACCGGCCCUUGGAACCACCCUCAGAAUUCAUUGUCAAAGUCCAAGAUAUCAAUGACAACCCUCCUGAAUUCCUUCAUGAAAAUUAUCAUGCCAAUGUACCAGAGAGAUCCAAUGUAGGUACAUCUGUGAUUCAGGUGACAGCCUCAGAUGCUGAUGAUCCUACCUAUGGAAAUAGUGCGAAACUUGUUUACAGUAUUCUUGAAGGCCAACCAUAUUUCUCUGUAGAGCCACAAACAGGUAUUAUAAGAACAGCUCUUCCCAACAUGGACAGAGAAGCAAAGGAAGAAUAUCAUGUUGUGAUACAAGCAAAGGACAUGGGAGGACACAUGGGAGGACUUUCAGGAACCACCAAAGUGACAAUUACCCUCACAGAUGUCAACGACAACCCACCAAAGUUCCCUCAGAGUGUUUAUCAGAUGUCAAUAUCGGAAGCCGCUGUUCCUGGUGAGGAAGCUGGAAGAGUAAAAGCCAAAGAUCCAGACAUUGGAGAAAACGGUUUAGUAACUUACAACAUCAUUGAUGGUGACGGUAUAGAAGUCUUUGAAAUCACAACAGAUUAUGAGACGCAGGAAGGGGUUGUGAAGCUUAAGAAGCAAGUUGACUAUGAAACCAAAAGAGCCUACAGCUUGAAGGUAGAGGCAGCCAACAUAUACAUUGACCCCAAAUUCAUCAGCAAUGGACCGUUCAAGGAUACUGUGACUGUGAAGAUUAGUGUUGAGGAUGCAGAUGAGCCCCCCAUGUUUUUAGCACCACUGUACAUCCUCGAAGUGGAAGAGAAUGCAGGGCCAGGUGCUCCAGUUGGACGGGUACAUGCCAAAGACCCUGAUGCUAAAAACAGCCCUGUAAGAUAUUCAAUUGAUCGUCACACUGACCUCGACAGAUACUUCAGCAUCAGUCCAGAAGAUGGCUCAAUUACAACCACAAAAAACCUGGAUAGGGAAGAAAUAGCCUGGCACAAUAUUUCCGUGUUAGCAUCAGAAGUUCAUAACCGGCAUCAGGAAGCCAAAGUUCCAGUAGCAAUUAAAGUUCUUGAUUUAAAUGAUAAUGUCCCCAAGUUUAAAGAGCCCUAUGAAGCUUCUCUAUGUGAAAAACCCCAGACAAAUAAGCCACUCAUUACAAUUUUAGCAGAGGACAAAGACGAUACAGCCAAUGGCCCCAGAUUCAUCUUCCAUUUGCCACCUGAAAUGAUGCAGAAGCCCAAUUUUACUCUCAGAGAUAACCGAGAUAACUCUGCAAGCAUUUAUGCAAAACGCACAAGCUUCAGCCGACAAGAGCAAAGUUCCUAUGAUCUGCCUAUUGUGAUAAGCGACGGUGGGAACCCUCCUCAAAGCAGCACCAACAUACUUCGUAUUCGAGUUUGCAGUUGUGAUGGGAAUGGUGUUGUGACCUCCUGCAACCUAGAAGCCUACAUCCUCAAUGCUGGAUUAAGCACUGGAGCUUUAAUAGCAAUCCUUGCUUGCAUUGUGAUAUUGUUAGUGAUCGUUGUGCUCUUUGUAACCCUAAAACGACAAAAGAAAGAGCCUCUCAUUGUUUUUGAAGAAGAAGAUGUACGGGAGAACAUCAUCACUUACGAUGAUGAAGGUGGUGGAGAAGAAGACACCGAAGCUUUUGACAUCGCUACUUUGCAAAAUCCAGAUGGUAUCAACGGAUUUAUUCCUCGCAAAGACAUCAAGCCAGAGUACCAGUAUAUGCCACGACCUGGGCUUCGGCCAGCUCCCAACAGCGUUGACGUGGAUGAUUUUAUCAACACAAGAAUACAAGAAGCAGAUAAUGACCCCACGGCUCCUCCUUAUGAUUCCAUCCAGAUCUAUGGCUAUGAAGGGAGAGGAUCAAUAGCCGGGUCGCUGAGCUCAUUAGAAUCGGCAACCACGGAUUCUGAUCUAGAUUAUGACUAUCUACAAAACUGGGGACCUCGUUUUAAGAAACUAGCAGAUUUAUACGGCUCCAAAGACACUUUUGAAGAUGACUCUUAACGAUAAAGUUCUCAAUUUGGCCUUAAGAACUGUGUCUAAUGUGCUAAAAAAA
This is a messenger RNA of Pseudonaja textilis, 2850 nucleotides long. RefSeq names its product cadherin 11 (gene CDH11). Gene Ontology annotation, molecular function: cadherin binding; calcium ion binding; beta-catenin binding. The record is from RefSeq and is a predicted model, not a curated record. Lineage: Eukaryota; Metazoa; Chordata; Lepidosauria; Squamata; Elapidae. Gene Ontology annotation, cellular component: catenin complex; plasma membrane; adherens junction. Gene Ontology annotation, biological process: homophilic cell-cell adhesion; cell-cell adhesion mediated by cadherin; adherens junction organization.